UUUUUGAGUAGAGCCGAUGGCCGCAAAAGUUGCAGUGUUUGCCUUGUGGACAUGGUGGAUGUGGUUUGCGAUCAACCUGACGUCACACUCAUGCAGCAGCACUUCGCAGAAAGGAGACAUUGUUCGUUUGUUUACGGAUGAUGUCAACGGAACUCAAGCAACCGGACUUCUCCAAGUCAGCUAUAAAGGAGAUUGGUGGUGGAUAUGCGGAUUGGGCGUGAACUUGACUGUGUCGUCGUUGGUCUGUCGUCAGCUGGGUUUCACCAACGUCAGCUGGGUUAACGCCGUAAAUGACUUAAGGGUCUCAAAACAAGAACGGUUUGGCAGGAUAGAGUGUGAGGGAACUGAGAAAACGCUCACAGAUUGCAAGUACUAUCUGGACGAGACCUACUCCUGCCCAUUAGGCGUCUUGGCAGAGAUUAAAUGCAAGGAUAACAUGGCAACUCCACUGCCUGAUUUUCAGGUCCGUUUGGUGGGCGGGACGUUCCCCUACGAAGGGAGGGUGGAGAUCUCCUACAACGGCCAGUGGGGGACAGUCUGUGACGACAGCUGGGACUACAAGGACGCGGACGUUGUUUGCCAGCAGCUGGGCUUCCACACCGCUGAAGCCAUCGCCACCACGGCCUACUUUGGCGAGGGCAGCGGGCCCAUCUUACUUGACGAUGUCGCGUGCGAAGGGAACGAGACCAGCAUCGUGAACUGCCCUCACUCAGGGAUCGGGGAACACAACUGUAAACACAGCGAGGAUGCGGGCGUCCGAUGCACUGUCAAUAAAACCCAGCUUGAGACGCUGUCACCCGAAAUCACAAAUUCCAUUCUGCCCUUUCUCGUCAUUCUCAUCAAUGGCCUAAUCGCCCUCCUGAUCCUUGUCGGCUGUCUCAUCUACUGCUACCUGAAACUGUGGGACCGAUACACGGGCCGCACCCGCCGCGCCCAGCUCAGACGCACCCAAGAUGCCAGCACGCAGGGAGGGGCCACCGGGGACGGCCACACCCCCUGGGAGUACACCGAGGACCCGCCCCCUUACCACACCGUCCACGAGAAUCGGGACGUGUACAUCAUGCAGCAGUCUGAGACCCCACCUCCCUGAGUAUGACGAGGCAAUGAAGCUUCAGAAUGACACCUGUGUUUAACCCAGGGCAUUGUUUGCAAUAUUUCUACAUCUUCUUGUCUUUUUUGGAUAUUUAUUUGCAAACAAUGAGCACAAGUUUAUUUCUUUGCUUUUAGAUCUGCAAGUUUUUCUUAAAGAGUGCAAAAAAAUGUUUGUGUCUCAUUUUCAAAGGUGCUAACACUUAAAAAACUAAUAUUUUGUGAAAUUGUGGGCUUGUUAUAGUAUUUAUUAUUUUUCUUUGUUACAAUUUGCACUAACAAACACAUGAAUGAAACUUCAUACGGAUUGCUACAGAUUAAGUGGAACUAUUUGUGCUGUUCUGAGCAUGUUGAGAGUGAAAGUCGAAAUGUUUUUGUGCGAAUCGGUUUUACCAUUUUGUCUCACAAAAAAAGUAAGUGAUGCAUCAGAAGGUGAAGAGAAAGACGUGAGUCAUUCACAUGCAUGGGAGACUGUGCUUGGGAACUGUGAUGAGAUAGAUGGUCUCAUUUCAUGUGCUGUGUGUAAUUAAAAUGGUAGCACCCAUGUUGUUUUUAGAAUCACGUUCAAGGUUCACCUUCCAUCGGAAGGAGAAAUUAAAAUGAGCUUUUAAUCAAACGUGCAGAUUGAGAAAUGGAGACUGUGAGUUUUUGAGUAGUCACUGCAUAUACUGUUGGUCAGCAGCAACUCAAAGUGAGUUAUUAUUUUAUGCUUUGAUGCAAGUUGUUUUUUUUUCAGCAAUUGAAUGCUUCACGUAUGUAAACAGAACUACGGAGAGGGGUUCUGUAGUCUUUACAUUUUUCCAUGUCUUUGUAGAUUUUCUUGUCAUGUGCCUGUACUUUCUAACCACAUUUUGAAGAAUCACAGAUUUCAGAUUUCCUCCCCCCCCCCCCAAAAAAACAUAAUUCACCACAGAAUCUUUCCAGCAGUGGUCGUCUCUUAAAAGGAGAUGUUAUUUUCCCGAUUUCAGUGGAUUUUAAAAAAAAAAUGUAUGAGUAUUAUUCAACGCUACCAAGAUUUAUCUAUUGGCAUUCCACUGUCAAUGAUAAAUUGUCAUAUACAAGUUAUGCAUAUACGAAGAUGAUGUGGGCGCAUACAGAUGUCCGAAAAAACCAGCCUUUGGUUUCUCGACAUUAUAUUGUAUAGUGUACAAGUGUGUCAGUCACUGUGUGGACCUCUGAACAAAAGAUGUCCACACAGUGCAGGUAGCGAAAACCUUGUGUGGACCUGCCCAUGUCCACAUAAGGUUUUCCUCAUCUCUGAAAAACAGAUUUAUGGAUGUAACUGCUGAAGUACUUAAUAGCCUUGCGAUUUAAUGAUAUUGUGGCAUGCUGUGUUUACUCUGUUGUACACAUGGGAGCCGGGUCGGAACAUAAAGAGACAAGUUUUUCAGACCAGCUCUCGGCAUUUUGGGCUCCAAUGGUCGAAACAAACGUGGAUGUUGAAAUGGCGGUGACCCUGCCGUGUCUGCAAAUGUUAGGGGUCUUUUUCAAUGUCUUUUUUUCACAAACCUAACAACACGUUCUCUUUUCCUGUGACCCUUCUCCUCCCAUGAAGCAAUUAAUGAUACAAAAUUGUCAUUUUUCUUACUUGGAACAUUGUACCCUAUUAACCCCACUUUCUCCAGUGUACACUUUGAAUGCUUGAGAAAUACGUAAUAAUGAUAAUAAUAAGUGGUGACCGGCAACAUUGUCACUGUACAUUCCCACUGGCCCCCGUCAGUGAUGGGAAGCACUGAGUUGGGUUUCUGUUCGGCUCGACUGGCAUGGCGCACUUGCGACAUACAAAAGUUUGAAGGGGGUUAUCAGGAAUGUCUGUCCGUAACACCACAGCCAAGAGGUUUGUAAGUGCGUUAUAGGUGAAUUGCCUCGUCAGCACACCUAAAAGAAGAUGUUACCCGUGCAUCAGUGUCCGGUAACUGCUUACCCGACGAGUCGAAAAAAGACAUCGCAGAAAGACAUCCCAUAAAACGUGGGAUUGUUACUGCAACUCCGCGGAAUCUCACCCUUAGAAUUUGGCCAGGUAUAUACAUUAUGAAAUCAUCGUGUCUCUGGUCAUCCUGGGUCCUGACGGACUGUGAAUAAUUUGUACUGUUUGCUAAUGGUGUGCUAAUGUAAAUUUUGAUCAAAGAAGUUAUUUGAUUAUUAACUUUUUAUACUUUGAAGAUAGCUUUGAAUGUUUGAUGUUGUUUCAAACUUUAUGCAGUUCCUAUUGUGAAAAGGUAUUUUUACUUGUAAGUAAUAUUGUGCAGACAAGUCAUAUUUGCAAGUUAAAAAUGAAAUGUACGCGCAUUUUUAUAUUUAUUACUUAUACACUGAUUGCACCUGCUAAGUCGUCUGACCUAUAGUGGUUCUCAAACAUUCAAGAGACAUGGUGUCCUUCCAUAGUAAAGUGUGUCAUAAAUGUUGUUUACCAAAGCCGAUUUUUGGUACUGAUAUCGUGCUCAGCACAUCAGUAGUCGGAGUACUUUACCGACCGUCGGCUAUAUUUUUGGUAAAUGACACUUGUGACAGACUUUACGAUGGGAGGACGCUGUGCUUGCUGAUGUUUGAUACCCACCCUAGGUCAUGUGACUGAAAUAGCAGGCACAAUCGAUCUAUUUGUUGUUGCCAAGCUCAUAUUUGUCCUUCCCCCCUAAAAAAUUAUAAUAACCUGUGUUUUGAA
Molecule: messenger RNA, 3751 nt
Organism: Acanthaster planci (crown-of-thorns starfish)
Lineage: Eukaryota; Metazoa; Echinodermata; Asteroidea; Valvatida; Acanthasteridae
Product: scavenger receptor cysteine-rich domain superfamily protein-like
Cellular component (GO): membrane
Source: RefSeq, a predicted model, not a curated record